CAAUCACCUCGGCCCACAUCCACUAAUUAUUUUACUCUCUUCACCACCCUGCCCUUGUAGUUAUCAGAGUUCGCUAUAUAUGCACACACAUGAAAAUAAUCCUCCUAUUCCUAAAGUGAAAGUUAAAGAGGACCAAUGAACACUAGUUCCGUAGCUUGCAGCCAGUCAUGGAGCAUCAGCGAGGAGUCUCUAAGAAGAUACGUGCACUUUGCAAGUGAGAGCUGUGUGCAGGAGUUGUUAAUGUCGGCUUCCAAUGAUUGUGGGGAUGGAUGGAAGAUCCUCCUCACCCUUGACAAUGGAGUAGAGAUAUCCAAACGCAGGUCUGGCUCUCUUCACAUUUUCCGUAGUCGCUGCCUGCUCAGAUCUGUCUCACCCCAGCAAUUCAUCACCGUUGCCAAUGCUAUAGAUUCUGCCAAGCAAUGGGACCCUGACCUGGUAGAAGCCAGAUAUAUAAAAGACGUUGAAGAUAACUUGAGCAUUAUUCGUCUCAAGUUUGGAGAAAACUCCAAGGCUUUGUUCAGAAAAAGAGAAUUCAUAGUUUACGAGCGACGUGAAAGCAUGGAGGAUGGCACUGUGGUUGUAGCAGUGGCGUCACUGCCAAAGGAAAUAGCAGCUGGAUUGCUUCCAAAGCCAAAUAAUGCAAUUAGAGGGUUAUUGGUGCAGUCAGGGUGGGUUGUGGAGAAGCUUGAUGAUUUAAACUCCUGUCUUGUUACUUACGUCCUUCAGUUAGAUCCUGCAGGAUGGCUCCCCAAGUGUUUUGUGAAUCGACUCAAUACCAAGUUAGUUAUGAUCAUUGAAAAUCUUAGGAAACUGGUUCAAACUACCCCACCAUGAGUGAGUGAGUCAAUUUUUUCUUUCUUUAUUUAUAAAUACAUCCCUCCAGAGCGAAACUAAAUUCUUUUACCAUCAAUGGACAAAAUUCAAUUCCCUUCUCCAUCCACCAUUCAAGUUUGAAAGAUCUCUGGUCCUUGUACUUUCUUGAUUUCUUUAAUCUCUUUCCAAAUGUCAAUUCUUUGCUGCCACGUCGAUUCUAUGUUAUACCGGAUGUAUUUUAAGUGAAAUAAAAUAAAACAUUAAACCUUUGAUUUUCAAUUUUCUAAAACUAAAUUUACUGUUUUGGCUGAAAAUAUUAAAGAUUUUCAAAUUUUGUAAGCAAUCUUAAAACAAGAUUUCAGUAGUCCUAAUUCCCUAUUCAUAUCCUACGCCUUUUUUUUUUAUUUUACAAUUUCUCGUAAUGUUGCUUUAUUUCGUAUAUAUUGUCUCACUACAAAAUGAAAAAGAAAAAAACUAAACUUCAAAAUAUCAUUUUUCUUAAUUCUAAUAUUUUUAUAUUUUACAUGAGUAAAAAUAAAUUAUAUAUUGUGGAGUGUGCCUCGCAUUUUGGUCGAAUAGACGGUGACGUCGUGAUGAGGGAGAGUUGAUGUCACGUCGACACGAUGCAUGGCAUCCCGACGAGCCAAACAUGACACCAAGACGUGGCGAUGUGUUCCCUACUCAACCGGAUUUCUUCUCCUAGUUAAACUCCAUAUUUUUCCAAUCUAACUCUGAUUAUUCUAGGGGUGUUUUAGUCAUAUUUUCAUACGAAUUUCAACCUAUAAAUAGGCCCUUUAGCAACCCUAGAUAGUUUAGAAUAACAACAAAAUUAAGAGAGAGUUUGUGGAAAUUUCGGGAAAUCUUUGUAUUUCGGGCUCAAGAUUUAUUUAUUUCUCCAUCUUGUACUCCAUUUUCAGUUUUUGUCGAUUUUAGUAAAGUUUUCUUUGUCUGUGAUUUUUUUAUACUCUUCGAAGAGGUUUUUUCACGUAAAUAUUUGUAUCCAUUUUUUUGAUUUUUCUAAGCUUACAACGGUAAGAAUAGGCAUAUUUAAAUAAGAUAUGAAUCUGUGAGACAUUUAAUAAAGAAUGGAGUACUUGUUUUGGAGCA
This is a messenger RNA of Gossypium raimondii (Peruvian cotton), 1920 nucleotides long. RefSeq lists its product as uncharacterized. The transcript is spliced from 4 exons. The record is from RefSeq and is a predicted model, not a curated record. Lineage: Eukaryota; Viridiplantae; Streptophyta; Magnoliopsida; Malvales; Malvaceae. Bases 136 to 834 code for a protein of 232 amino acids. Gene Ontology annotation, molecular function: lipid binding.